GGGUAUCUUUAGAAUUCCCUCUCAACUCAGCCCACAUCAUUGCUCUGCAACUCAGAACAGCAACUGCUGAGACCACCUUGAGAACAGGAUGAUCCUGAACAGAGCCCUGAUUCUGGGGGCCCUCGCCCUGACCACCAUGAUGAAUCCCUCUGGGAGUGAAGACAUUGUGGCUGACCACAUUGGCGCCUAUGGCAUAAACGUCUACCACUCAUAUGGUCCCUCUGGCCACUAUACCCAUGAAUUUGAUGGAGACGAAGAGUUCUACGUGGACCUGGAAAAGAAGGAGACUGUCUGGCGUCUGCCUGAGUUUAGUAAAUUUACAAGUUUUGACCCUCAGGGUGCACUGAGAAACAUAGCUACGGUGAAACAUAAUUUGGAGAUCAUGAUUCAAGAUUCCAACUCUACCGCUGCUACCAACAAGGUUCCUGAGGUGACUGUGUUUUCCAAGUCUCCCGUGAUGCUGGGCCAGCCCAACACCCUCAUCUGUCACGUGGACAACAUCUUUCCUCCUGUGAUCAGCAUCACAUGGCUGAGGAAUGGGCACUCAGUGAUAGAGGGUGUUUCUGAGACCAGCUUCCUCUCCAAGGAUGAUCAUUCCUUCUCCAAGAUCAGUUACCUCACCUUCCUCCCUUCUGAUGAUGAUGUUUAUGACUGCAAAGUGGAACACUGGGGCCUGGAUAAGCCACUGCUAAAACACUGGGAACCUGAGAUUCCAGCCCCUAUGUCAGAGCUAACAGAGACUGUAGUCUGUGCCCUGGGGUUGACCGUGGGCCUCGUGGGCAUCGUGGUUGGCACCGUCCUCAUCAUCCGAGGUCUGCGUUCAGGUGGCCCCUCCAGACACCAGGGGCCGUUGUGAGCCACACUCCAGAAGGAAGGUGCACUGUCCAUCUAUGAGAACAGAAAAAAAUGGACUUGCUAGAUGACCUAGAACUAUUUUCUGGCAAAGUCUGUCAUGUACCUUCUCUCCUCCUACCCUCCUCCUCAUACUUCUUCUCUGAGACUUAAGGUGCUGUAUCAUCUCAAAGCUCACAUACAUUUGGGAUUCUCCCCCUGACCUAAUUUUUUCUUUUCUCAAUUGUCACCUAUUAUGGGAUCCCUGAGAUAUCCCACCCAGCUACCUAAUCCACCAAUGACCCUAAACUAAUAUAUCCAUGGAAGAAAUAAAAACCUUUAUGAGGUCUUUA
Cervus elaphus (red deer) is the source of this 1184-nucleotide messenger RNA. Its product is annotated as SLA class II histocompatibility antigen, DQ haplotype D alpha chain-like. Gene Ontology annotation, cellular component: MHC class II protein complex; membrane. Gene Ontology annotation, biological process: positive regulation of T cell activation; immune response; antigen processing and presentation of exogenous peptide antigen via MHC class II. Lineage: Eukaryota; Metazoa; Chordata; Mammalia; Artiodactyla; Cervidae. Bases 89 to 856 code for a protein of 255 amino acids. The transcript has 5 exons. Gene Ontology annotation, molecular function: MHC class II protein complex binding. The record is from RefSeq and is a predicted model, not a curated record.